CCUUCAGCGAAAGUCAAUUACCUACCCAGCCUCCUGGAGGUUACAAGGAAGAGCACCUUGAGGUGAAACAGAGGAGACAUGAGGGGGACGGCAAGGAAAGGACUUGGGCUGUUUGUUUUUAGUGCAAUUCUGGUGUCUGCUCAUGCCCUCAUUGUGGAAGCACCUGACAAGCAAAUCCAGGUGGCAAGAGGAAGCAACGUUACCCUGCGCUGUAAUUUUAAAACAAACACAGUCACUGACAGAGGAGACCUGGUUGUCUGGAAGAAAAUCAAUAGCAAGGAGGAUGCCGUGACGAGGUAUUUUGAUGGGCUCGUGCAGUACGGGGAGAGCUACGAGCACCGCAUCCAGUUCAGUGGCAAUGUCGACAGCGGGGACAUCAGCAUCACCAUCAGCACCGUGACCAUGGAGGACAACGGGACCUACGCCUGCAGCGUUCGCCUCCGGAACGACCCGCCCCGCCAGUCCGCGCUCCUGGAUCUCUUCGUCCUCGUUGCACCAUCCAAACCUGAAUGCAAGAUUCUGGGGACAACACAAUAUGGACAGACAAUCAACCUAACCUGCGUUUCUCAUGAGGGCUCCCCAGAGCCCAAAUACACCUGGAAAGGCUUCAAUGUACAAAAUGAGCCCCGUGUGCUGCCAAAUGCAGAAGGGCAGCAAAUAACUUUGACGAACAUCUCAGCAGACACCUCUGGCUUUUACAUCUGCACUUCAACAAACAUUGUGGGAACAGAAUUUUGCAACAUGACAGUCAGCGUUGUGCCACCAUCCAUGAACAUAGCUCUGUAUGCUGGCAUCAUUGGGGGAGUUGUUGCUGCCAUUGUGGUGAUUGGGAUCAUUGCCUACUGCUGCUGCUGCCGGUCAGGCAAAGACACUGACUACGAGAUGACGGUGCAAGAAGACAGAAGUGAACCCUCCAGGCAGACGCCAACGAGGCAUGAGAGGCAUGAGAGCACAGAGGAGGACGUGGAGAACGUGUGAAUAAAGAAGCCACUGCCAUCUCCAGGAUCUGCUGAGGCACAGACAUCACUGUAGAAAAGAAAUCAACCCCUUUCUUACUGCAAGAAGUUGAAUUAUAAAAUGAAAGCCAAAGGCUCUGCCUUCAAGUUCUGUGAGAAAGCAUUCUUGCUUCCCUGGAAAGAAGUGCUUGGUGUACAGUGAGCACUACCACACACUCUCAUAGCAGAAAAAUGCACGUGGAGCACUGCUGCACCCAGUCAUCCAAAAAUAACCAGUCUUCCAGACUUCCCACUUUCUGAAAAAAGAAACCAGUCAGGUCUAUUUGGAGAACAGAGGAAUAGAGUUGCUGAUGUAUCCCCAGAUCCACAAAAGGUUUCAAGGUCACCAACUUCGACUGAUCAAGGAAGGGUGAUUUUGUUCACUGUGUCAUGCAAAUGUCACAGCUUUCACCGCUGUCCAACACAGAAACUUUUUUCAUGGAAGUUGAAGCAAGACGAUUUUUAAAGGCAUUUUAUUAAAUGGGUUA
This is a messenger RNA of Corvus hawaiiensis (hawaiian crow), 1483 nucleotides long. It is a transcript of the gene GPA33, whose product is annotated as glycoprotein A33. Gene Ontology annotation, cellular component: plasma membrane. The record is from RefSeq and is a predicted model, not a curated record. Bases 79 to 978 code for a protein of 299 amino acids. The transcript has 7 exons. NCBI's taxonomy places the organism in Eukaryota, Metazoa, Chordata, Aves, Passeriformes, Corvidae.